AUGGCGAGGAGAGAGGAUCAACGAAGUAUGAUAGGUUCUACACUGCUUAAUAGCUGCAUUUCUGACGACAAACAGGGCCAGGUCAACGUGACAACCGAAGAUAUCGUACCAAUGAUGACCGUCGGCGGCGGCAGGACUUGGGUCAGGGUCGCGGUCAUAUUAGAGGAGAUCCUGACCUCUGGACCCCCACGUAUGAUCGACGGCACAAUCGACAGCGAUCCCCUUCCCCGAACCGUAGGCAACGUGACCAUACUCGGUCUGUAUCUCCGGUACCACGCGGUCGGAGUUUUAGGCGCGAACAAGAUCAGCGGCGCCCGAACUGAUCAGCGGAACUCUCCGGAUGCCGCGCAGUUUGAUCUCUCCGUCGAGCUCGAUACUGCAUACACACGUGGUACCCAUCGAUACGAGCGGGAUUCACGCGAGCGCGCAUCAACUUACCCGCUGAAUGGUGCUUCUUCACGGGUCCAAGAUGCGGCAUCUGAGACGCCCCCAGCAGGUGUUAAUGAGUUCAACAAUCGCGUGGUGAACACGGAUGAGAACCACACACUCCAACUAGCUCACGACCGUGCUAGAUAUCAUCCACCGCCGUCUUUGCGCAACAAUGACCCACCGAAUUUCGACGACAUCGAGGAAGUAAUCGCUGCCAGCAAAUUCGUUCUUUUCAAAAAGCCUGACUGUAAUAAACCAGUAGUAGGUUUCAACGUCGUUUACGAGGGCGAAGACGAAAAGACAGAUCUCAUUGACUCCAACUCUGUACAAGUCGGUGACAUCUGGGAAAUUCAUGAGAUGGGCCCAACCGGCAACCGAGACGCGUUCUUAGGCGACGGCAAGACCACGCCUUCAUCGGGAGGUCUCCACAGCUCAAAGACCACCAGGGUCGUGGUUACUGGCGGGACUGGCGAGAGGCGGACUGGAUUCAGAAUCACCAGCUGUAACAACACGCUCCAAGAAAAGAUUAAGAAAUCGGGCGAGGUGUCGAGAUAUUUCUUGAUCCAUGUGGAAGGUCGACCACCGCCUUCAAACACAGCCGGACUUCCGACUCUUCGCGUCUCUUCCAGCGCAUACUGGAUGGCAUUCUCUGCAAUGGAUACCGAGAAUAUCGUCACCUUCCGGCCGGAUAAUAUCAUGCGCCUCAUAGGAAGGGCUCACAUCGCUGAUGUGCAGAGGGCUGUGCAGCAGAGGAGUCAGCAAGACAUUAUAGGAGUGUCAACUUUGGCUCAAACAUUCCAAGCGACGAAUCCGUACGGGCUGUUUCCUCCCUCUAGCUCAUUGUCAAAUUCGGCAGUCGCCAAUCCUACACCACCGGGUGUGCAGCCAGCACAGCCCCUGACGGCUCACCCGAGCUUCAAUCCGCCCACUGGCCCGCGCGCAGAGUUUAGACGGUCUGAUCGGUUACGGACUCAACCACCGCCAGAUUAUCGUGAUACAGGACGUCGGCAGGGUGCGACGGGGCCAGCAUCACAGCCCGCUCCACAGACCAUCACGCAUCCACCUCCAGCUCGUCCGACUCUUCCAUCCGGGGACCAAGCAGUCCAGGAUCUUCGAGGCGCUACGAAUGGCCGUAGCCCUGCGCAGCGGUCCACGGAAACCGGUCAGCCUCGUACAAACGGCACAGACACCAAGCGCAAGAGAGACGAUUCGGAAGACGGGCCUCGCAAGAAUCGCCGGCGCGGCUCCAUUUAA
Messenger RNA from Alternaria viburni, 1683 nucleotides. RefSeq lists its product as uncharacterized. The transcript has 2 exons. NCBI's taxonomy places the organism in Eukaryota, Fungi, Ascomycota, Dothideomycetes, Pleosporales, Pleosporaceae. The record is from RefSeq and is a predicted model, not a curated record. The coding region runs from base 1 to 1683 and encodes 560 amino acids.